AGGAUUCGGGACAGACAGAGCAGUGAGAGGCUGGGGAGGGGCUCACCAGCAGGUUUGUGGAGAGACGACUUAGGCUAAAGAGAAGUUUCCAGGGUAGGACUCAUCCCGCAGUGGAGAGAAAAGCCAUCGUUCUGUGGUCCAAUUAGAGGCGAGGGUUAGAAACUUCAGGAGUCAGCCCAGAAAUCCUAGGGCUUCAAUGACAAUGAAGCUUGAAGAAAAGUGUGGUGACACUGGGAUUCCUGUGGGAAGGAGUCAGCCUCACCUGGGGGACAAGCACCAGGCAAAUGGGAAAGCAGCAUCAGCAGGUGGGGACGCUGAGGUCUGUGCAAAGCAGGAGGCCAGUGGGAAGCGGGACGUGCCCCGGAGAAGCCUCAACACGUACAGCUGGCAGGAGGUGCAGAGACACAACCAGGAGGCCGACCAGUGGCUCGUCAUCGAUCGCAAGGUUUACAGUGUAACUGGCUGGGCAGACAGGCACCCCGGAGGCCGCCGGGUCCUCCAGCACUAUGCCGGGGAAGACGCCACGGAUGCCUUCAGGGCUAUGCACCCGGACCUUGACCUUGUGCAGUUGUACCUUAAACCACUGCUUAUUGGAGAGCUUGCUGCAGGAGAGCCCAGCCAGGAGAGAAACAAAAACUCCCAGUUGGUGAAAGAUUUCCAAGAAUUGAGGAAGACAGUAGAGGCUAUGAACUUGUUCGAUGCCAACCUGGGGUUCUUCUUCCUUCACAUGGCCCAGAUCCUCGCUUUGGAAGUCCUGGCUUGGCUAAUCCUGUAUCAGUUUGGCAGUGGCUGGUGUAUUACAAUACUCAUUUCCUUUCUUCUCACAAUUUCACAGGCUCAGUGUGCAUUUUUGCAGCAUGACCUAGGACACCUUUCCAUAUUUAAGAAGUCCAAGUGGAACCAUCUGUUGCAAAAUGUUGUGAUGGGCCAUCUCAAGGGCCUAUCACCAAACUGGUGGAAUAACCGGCACUCUCAACAUCAUGUAAAAACAAACAUCUACCCCAAAGACCCGGAUAUCGACAUGGGCCCACUUUUUCUACUCGGAGAUUCACAACCUGUCAAGUAUGGCAAAAAGAAAAUCAAAUACAUCGACUAUGAAAAGCAGCACCUGUACUUCUACACAGUUGGGUUACCCCUUCUCAUGCCUGUGUAUUUCAAUCUGACAUCUAUGCAAACGAUGUACCUUAGAAGAGACUGGGGGGACAUCGCCUGGGUUAGCAGCUUUUACAUCCGACAUUUCGUUAUGUUUGGCCCUUUCUAUGGAGUCUUUGGAACCCUGUUGCUCAUAUAUUUGGUCAAGUUUCUUGAAAGUCCCUGGAUUGCGUAUGUUACCCAGAUGAGCCACAUAUCCAUGACAAUGAGCGCAGAGGAGAACCGGGACUGGCUCAGUACUCAGGUCCUGGCCACCUGUAAUGUUGAACAGUCCUUUUUCAAUGACUGGUUCACUGGGCACCUGAACUUCCAAAUCGAGCACCAUCUGUUCCCCACAAUGCCGCGUCAUAAUUACCACAAAGUGGCACCUCUGGUGAGGUCACUGUGUGCCAAGCACAGACUGCAGUACGUGAACAAGCCCAUGCUGAAGGCGUUUGGAGACAUUCCCUGGGCUUUGAAGAAAUCCGCAGCCCUCUGGAAGAAGGCUUACUAUGAAACAUGAUGUUCACAAGCGGAUGCAUCUCUGAAGGGGGCACAUGGAUGUGCAAGGACUCUUCCCUGCUCAUCUGGGAAUUAAUUAGCCCCACAGGCAUCCCUGAGUGUGCUGGGAAUGUGAAUAUCAAGGACACCUAAUGACUCCUUCUCUGAAGGUCUUCUCUGCAAAUAAGAAGCGGGGGAAAUACAAGAAGACAUUGGCCAGACUGACAAAAAGGACGUAGCCAUCCCGUGUUUUUAGUGCUCUUAUUUCAUCAUUAGUAUAUUAAACUCUGUGUUGGUUGUUUACAGAUUCAUAUUCAUGUAAAAAUGCUAUAAGAGAAUCAAGUAAACAUUAAAUUGAAGAUCAUGUGGGAUGAAAGGUGCUAGCUAGGUAAGAACGAACAUUUAUAAUGGAGUAAAUUUUAAUUGGCUUAGUGGGUUGCUUGUCAAUAAAAAUCAUCA
Molecule: messenger RNA, 2091 nt
Organism: Nycticebus coucang (slow loris)
Lineage: Eukaryota; Metazoa; Chordata; Mammalia; Primates; Lorisidae
Product: fatty acid desaturase 2-like protein FADS2B
Exons: 12
Coding region: 197-1654 (485 amino acids)
Biological process (GO): lipid metabolic process
Cellular component (GO): membrane
Molecular function (GO): oxidoreductase activity, acting on paired donors, with oxidation of a pair of donors resulting in the reduction of molecular oxygen to two molecules of water
Source: RefSeq, a predicted model, not a curated record